Messenger RNA from Drosophila virilis, 1461 nucleotides. RefSeq names its product Cytochrome P450 6u1 (gene Cyp6u1). The record is from RefSeq and is a predicted model, not a curated record. Lineage: Eukaryota; Metazoa; Arthropoda; Insecta; Diptera; Drosophilidae. Gene Ontology annotation, molecular function: iron ion binding; monooxygenase activity; oxidoreductase activity, acting on paired donors, with incorporation or reduction of molecular oxygen.
AUGCUGCAGCGUGUACUGUGGAGCGCCUUGGGCGCCAUGGCGCUCUUCUAUGCCCUGGUCCGCUUCAGCCUGGGCUAUUGGAAGCGGCGGGGCAUACUGCACGCCAAGCCUAAGUUUCUGUGGGGCAACCUGAAAGAUGUGCUGGCCGGCAAGCGGCAUGUGCAACAGGUGCUGCACUGCAUCUACGAGAGCUACAAGGGACGUGCACCCUUCAUUGGCUGCUAUGCGCUGAUCAAACCGUUUGUCCUGGUGCUGGAUCUGGAGCUGGUGCGUCAUAUACUGGACAGCGAUGCGGGCUACUUCACCAGCCGUGGUCUCUAUCACAAUGUGUCCGGCGAGCCGUUGUCCGGCAAUCUGCUGCAGCUGGACGGGCACAGUUGGCGCUGGCUGCACGCCCAAUCCCGCACGGUCUUCACGGCGAGCAAUCUGCAAAAGCUGCUGCCGCGACUGCUGCAAGUCAGCAAUAGGCUGCAGCGCGGCCUGGGCGAGGCACAUCUCCAGCAACUGAACGUGAGCCAAUUGGUGGAUAGCUACAAUGUGCAGGCCAUUGCCACGCUCGCCUACGGCCUGAAUCCCCACGAGCUGCCGCCGGAGUUUGGCCAGAUGACGCGCAGCUAUUGGAGCAACUGGAGUCUGUGGCGUGCCUAUUUGGCGCUGGAGCUGCCGCUCCUGGCGCGUCUGCUGCGGCACAAAAGCUACGCGCAGCUGGCCACGGACUACUUCUUCAAGCUUGUGCUGGAGCAACUGCAGCAGCAGCGCCGUAGGGAUCGACAGCCGCUGCAGAGCUUUCUGCAAUUGUACUCCGCCACGGAAGAGACCUUGACGGAUGCACAGAUUGCCGCACAGGCAUUUGGUUUCGUGCUGGCUGGGCUGCAGCCGCUGAACGCCAGCCUGGCCUUCUGCCUCUAUGAGCUGGCGCUGCAUCCGGAGCUGCAGCAGCGCGUACGUGCAGAGAUUAGGGCAAUGCUGCAGCGGCAUGAGGGAGCACUGACCGCGGAAGGCCUGCAGCAGCUGACCUACACGAAGCAGGUGCUGAAUGAAACGCUUCGCCUGCACACGCCGUAUCCGUUUUUGCUGCGCCGCGCUACCAGGGAAUUCGAGCUGCCCAAGUCCGUGUUUGUCAUAGCCCGUGGCAACAAUGUGCUUAUACCCAUCGCAGCUAUACAUCGUGAUCCGGCCAUCUAUCCGGAACCCGAACGCUUCGAUCCGGAUCGCUUUGAGGCGGCGGCAGUGCAUGCACGGACGUCUAUAUCAUUUCUGCCCUUUGGCGAGGGAUUGCGCGGCUGCAUGGCCAAGCAGCUAGCCCAGCAGCAGCUCCUGGUCGGCCUGGUCGCUCUGCUGCAGCAGCACAGCUAUGCGCCCUGUGCGGAGACCCAGAUACCCAUCCAAUAUGACAAUCGCAAAUUGUUGCUAAUGCCCAAAACGGAUAUCAAACUGAGCGUGGAGCGGUUGGAUAGCUAA